Molecule: messenger RNA, 1600 nt
Organism: Malurus melanocephalus (red-backed fairy wren)
Lineage: Eukaryota; Metazoa; Chordata; Aves; Passeriformes; Maluridae
Gene: CLEC3B
Product: C-type lectin domain family 3 member B
Exons: 3
Coding region: 133-738 (201 amino acids)
Source: RefSeq, a predicted model, not a curated record
GGGACGGUCACUGUCGGUUCGGACGGUCACUGCUGCCUGGGACGGUCACUGCGGGCUGCAUCCGCUGUCCCCGCGGCUGUGUGAGGGCAGAGCGGAGCCACCGCAGCUCCGCUCCCAGCAGACAGCAGCGGCAUGGCGCUCCGGGGAGCCUGCCUCCUCCUCUGCCUCCUCUCCCUCGCCCACGUCUCCGGCCAGCAGAACGGCAAAGUCCGGCCGAAACCGGCGGCUUCCAAGAAAGAUGGUGUGAGCCUCAAAAUGAUUGAAGACCUGAAGGCCAUGAUUGACAACAUCUCUCAGGAGGUUGCUCUACUGAAGGAAAAACAAGCACUCCAGACAGUUUGCCUGAAAGGCACCAAAAUUCACCURAAAUGCUUUCUGGCAUUUUCGGAGACCAAGACAUACCACGAGGCCAGCGAAAACUGCAUCUCUCAGGGCGGCACACUCAGCACCCCCCAGAACGGGGAGGAGAACGAUGCCCUCUACGACUACAUGCGCAAGAGCAUCGGCUCRGAGGCCGAGAUCUGGCUGGGCCUCAAUGACAUGGCCACAGAGGGCAAGUGGGUCGACAUGACGGGCAGCYCCCUCCGCUACAAGAACUGGGAGACUGAAAUCACCRCCCAGCCCGACGGCGGCAAGCUGGAAAACUGCGCGGCUUUGUCUGGGGCCGCCAUUGGCAAGUGGUUCGACAAGAGGUGCCGAGAACAGCUGCCCUACGUGUGCCAGUUCAUGAUCGUGUAGUGCCGAGGCCUCAUCCAGCCCGGCCCAGCACGGAUAUUCCAUUUGGGCAGCAGGAUCGUGCAGCUGGAGCUGUGUGCACCUCCACGUAUGUCCAUGCACCCGCGUGUUCCGCUAGGGCCACCCUCGGCAAAGAGAGUUGUCACGGCUCGGUGUCGGGCUGUAGAGCACUAGAGCAUUUCCUUUGGCCGCUUCCAGCCCUGUUUGCAGCUGCACUGCUCUUUCUAAGGCAUGAUUUAUAGAUAGAUUUUUUUUACACAGGGAAUUUAUUAGGAUGYUCAGUUGUUUUGGCGAAGAACCAGCGCAGCAGUCCAGCCUGGCAUAGAGCUGCCUCGGCUGCCCGGGGCUGUCACUCUGCAAUGUUCUUUCCCAUUUUGCUGAGCUUUGUUGGGACACCAGCACAGCCAGUUUCUGCUUWCUUCCCUUGUGCUUCCCCAUAAGCCCUGGCAACAAUCUGUGGGAGCUCCUUGUUCCUCACAGUGUCCCAAUUCAGCCUCCUGAGGAUCCAGRUGCUGUCCCAAUGAGCAGGGGGAGUUACUCCAGCUUUGCAUUGAGACAUACAAUUGGGCUCAUUUGGCAGGGUCCCAGCUGCUCAAGGGAUUGUCCAACUGGUCRAGUUACAUUCAUAAAUGAAUCAGCAAGUUACAGGCAGGUUUGGUCCUUUUCUCACCAGCCAGAAGCCAGUUUCACUGACUUCAGUGGGAGAGCAAGACCCACUGCCAGAUCCUUUGAAAAAAAAACUCAUCAGAAGCCUUAUUUGUGCUGCACUAUCAAGGGAAAGCAAUGAUUACUCAGAACAUAGUUAGUCAAAUAUAUUAUUGGAAAUAGAAGACAUAUGUAUUACAUAAAUAACAUAAAUGUAGCA